CUGAUAGAGUGUUUCAUUUAAAAACGUUGGGUAGAAAGUGUAGAGGCGCAUUCAUCUUUUCGGUGAAGUGGCCUCGACACGACGUUCGCAGUUGUGGGUUCUUUCGCCACCUGCACACCUGGAGGAAGGUUGUUAUCGGAAAGUGACAAGAGAAAGAAACAAAAAGCUUUUUCAAAGGUAUUAUUUGACAACUAUCCCAAGAUGACUGGUCGCGCCAGAGCACGAUCCAGGGGCAGGGCACGUGGUCAAGAGAUUCCAGUACCUGGAGCGAGCCGGGCUCGAGAGGCUGAACCAGCACCUGCACCUUCUGCUGAAGGAGAGCUAGUUGGUCGAGGGAGGCAGAAAGGUACUCCGGGGCCAUUCGCUGGAGAAGCUGUUGUGCAGAUAUCAGCUGGGUUUCAGCAGGUGAAACUUGGAGAAAGAGGUGGACGCCGUCGUGACUUUCAAGAUGUAGGGGUGAACACCAGGCAGGCUAUGGAGCAUGUGAAGGACUCAAAGUCUGGAACAAGUGGAAGACCCAUUCAGCUGUCAGCCAACUUCUUUCGGAUUAUGUCCCGCCCCCAGUGGGUUCUGUAUCAGUACCAUGUGGACUUCAAUCCACCAAUGGAGUCUCGUCGUUUGAGAUCUGCACUCCUCUACCAGCAUGAGGAAACACUUGGCGCAGCACGGAGCUUUGAUGGAGCUCUGCUCUUUCUGCCUCACAGAUUGCACAGCAAGGAGACUGUGCUUCACAGUGAAACAAGGAACGAGGAAAAGGUUAAGAUAACGGUCACGCUGACAAAUGAACUUCCACCGACAUCACCAGUAUGUCUUCAGUUAUACAACAUCAUCUUCAGAAGGAUUUUGAGGAUACUCAACAUGCAGCAGAUUGGACGCAACUACUACAACCCCAAAGAUUCACUCAACAUCCCACAGCACAGGCUGACCAUCUGGCCCGGUUACUCCACCACCAUUCUGGCAUAUGAGUCAUCGAUCAUGAUGUGCACUGACGUGAGUCACAAAGUGCUUCGCAGUGAGACGGUCCUUGACUUCAUGAUCAACUUGAGGCAGCAGUGUGGAAGUCAACGCUUCCCAGAGGCCUGCACCAAGGAGCUUGUUGGACUCAUAGUCCUCACAAAAUACAACAACAAAACCUACAGGAUUGAUGAUAUUGCAUGGGAUCACACUCCCAACAACACAUUCAAGAGGGGAGACACAGACAUCUCCUUCAUGAAAUACUACAAGACUCAAUACAACCUGGACAUCACUGAUGGGAACCAGGUGCUGCUGGUCAGCCAUGUGAAGAGGCUGGCGGGUCCUCCAGGAGCUGCUCCACCUGGUCCUGCCAUGCUAAUCCCAGAGCUGUGCUACCUUACAGGGCUGACUGAUAAGAUGCGAGCUGACUUCGUGAUCAUGAAGGACUUGGCCUCCCACACCAGACUGGGCCCAGUGGACCGAGAGGGACGCCUCAACAGAUUUGUCCAUAAUAUACAGAAGGAUGCUGAUGCACAGUUGGAGCUGGAUAAGUGGGGACUCAGCUUUGAUAAGCAACUCCUAAAUAUGAAUGGCAGAGUUCUCCCAGCGGAGAGGAUUUUCCAGGGAUCAAGAUCGUAUGAGUACGACCCCAUGUCAGCUGACUGGUCCAGACCGAUGCGUGGGUUGCCUAUCAUCUCAUCCCCUCCACUAAAUGACUGGCUCAUGUUCUACACCCGUCGGAAUGGCAAUGAAGGCCAGUCUCUCUUGCAGACCCUCGGCAAAGUGUCAGGUCCACUUGGUAUCCGCAUGCAGAGACCUGUCAUGAUUGAGUACCAGGAUCAUCAGGAGUCUCUCUUCCGAGCUCUGCAGCAGAAUGUUGGACCUCAAACACAGAUGGUGGUGGUGAUCCUACCCAGCAACAGGAAGGACAAGUAUGAUGGUGUCAAGAAGUUCCUCUGCGUGGACUGUCCCACUCCCAGCCAGUGUGUGCUGGCCCGUACCCUCAGCAAACCUCAGGCACUCAUGACUGUGGCUACCAAAAUUGCCCUUCAAAUGGCUUGUAAGAUUGGAGGAGAACUGUGGAGCGUGGAAAUCCCUCUCAAACAGCUGAUGAUUGUGGGCAUUGACUGCUACCAUGACAUUGCUGCAGGGAAAAGGUCCAUUGGGGCUCUGGUGGCCAGCCUCAACCAGAGCAUGACCAGGUGGUUCUCAAAGUGUGUGCUGCAGCACAAAGGUCAGGAGAUCAUGGAUGGACUGAAGAUGGCCUUAAGUGCUGCACUGAAAGACUAUCUGAAGUUCAACAACUGCCUGCCGUCACGCAUCAUUGUGUACCGAGAUGGAGUCGGUGAUGGCCAGCUGUCCAGUGUGGUCAACUAUGAGGUUUCACAGAUCAUGGACUCCAUCAAGUCCAUGGGACAUGACUACAUGCCCAAGCUGAGUGUGGUGGUGGUGAAGAAACGCAUCAGCAGCCGAUUCUUCGCCUUCAUCAACGGCAGAGUGUCCAACCCUCCCCCAGGCACCAUCAUUGACACAGAGGUCACCCGUCCUGAGUGGUAUGACUUCUACAUCGUGAGUCAGUCUGUCCGCAUUGGAACUGUGUCCCCAACCCACUACAAUGUGGUGUAUGACACCAGUGGACUGAAGCCUGAUCACAUGCAGCGGCUUACUUACAAGCUGUGCCACAUGUACUACAACUGGCAGGGAAUCAUCCGAGUGCCUGCUCCCUGCCAGUACGCCCACAAGUUGGCUUUCCUUGUGGGUCAGAGCAUCCACAGAGAACCCAACAUGCAUCUGGAUGACCUCCUCUUCUACCUCUAAUGACACAAAGAUGACCGCUAUAAAGUUCUUGAGUUAUUGGUUGCGAAGUUCAGUUUUGUAUUUAUCUUUUCAGUGUGAGUUAAAACAGCUGUGUGUGUGUGAAGGUAAGCAGCUAAAGGUUUACAUUACAGGUUUGAGUCUAGUGUAAAGACAGUGAAACCAUGUGAAAUGGAACAAGAGGAACCUAGAAUCCUUUCAACGGUUUUCAUUUGUACGAGUGAAGUAAAGAGUGUUUAACUUUCUUUUUUUUUGACUUUGUUCAUGAGACGAAAAGGUCCUGUUUGUUUGAAACAGUUAAAAUAAAAACUGUUGUCAUCUC
Solea solea (common sole) is the source of this 3091-nucleotide messenger RNA. It is a transcript of the gene piwil1, whose product is annotated as piwi-like RNA-mediated gene silencing 1. Bases 202 to 2772 code for a protein of 856 amino acids. The transcript has 21 exons. Gene Ontology annotation, biological process: regulatory ncRNA-mediated gene silencing. NCBI's taxonomy places the organism in Eukaryota, Metazoa, Chordata, Actinopteri, Pleuronectiformes, Soleidae. The record is from RefSeq and is a predicted model, not a curated record. Gene Ontology annotation, cellular component: P granule. Gene Ontology annotation, molecular function: piRNA binding; protein binding.